AUGUCAUUAUCAUCUCCUGAAUCCAUUCAAUCUCCUCUCCAAAGUCCUAGUCCUGUCUUAACUACUGUUCCCCAAAGCUCUGAAAAUAGUAGUACUGAAUUUGAAGAUUAUGAUGAUGUUAAAGUUAAACUGGUUAUAAAAGAUAAAAUUGGUCUUGAAUCACUUCCAUAUCAAAGAACUCAGAUUGUUACUAAAAAGGGUGUUAAUUUUACUUUAAUGAUUGCUGGUACUUGUGGUGUUGGUAAAACUUCUUUCAUUAAUAGUUUAUUAGCUGAUGAACUUUUAGAUUCUUAUCAAAUAAAUAAGGAUGGUUUACAAAUUCAACGUUAUAAAUUAUGGGAAAAUGAUUUUGAACUUCGAUUAACAACUAUUGAAACUUCUGGUUAUGGUAAUAAAAUUGAUAAUGAUUCUCAAUGGGUUCCACUUUGUGAAUUUGUUGAUGAACAAUUUAGAACUUAUUUAUAUCAACUGGAACAACCUUUUAGAAAUGAUUUGGAUGAUACAAGAGUUCAUUGUUGUUUAUAUAUUAUAUCUCCAAAUAAUGAUAUUCUUUCUCCAUUAGAUAUUAAGACUAUGAAAGAAUUAUCAAAAAGAGUUAAUUUGAUUCCAUUAAUUGGUAAAGGUGAUACAUUAACCAGAGAUGAAUUAUAUUUUUUUAAACAACAUAUUAAAGAAAAUUUAACUUUUCAUGAUAUUAAAGUUUGUGAUUUAAUUCAAGAUGUUGAUUUUAUGGAAGCAAUAGCUUCUUAUAUUCCAUUUUCAAUAAUUUCAUCAAAUGAAGAAAUUUAUAAACCUGAUGGAUCAAUAGUUAGAGGUAGAAUUUAUCCUUGGGGAAUUUCUGAAAUUGAAAAUCCAAUUCAUUGUAAUUUUGCUAAAUUAAGAGAUUUAAUUAUGGAUGAAAAUAUGCUUGAUCUUAUUUUAUCAACUGAACAACAUUAUGAAAAUUAUCGUGAACAUUGUUUAUUAGAAAGAUUUAAACAAUCAAAAGAUAAUUAUCCUAUUUACGGUAAUAAUAAUGAUGAUGAUGGUAUGCUGGAAUAUAUUACUUAUAAUAAAAUUAAUUUAGAAAAUUUAGAAUCAAAAUUAAAACAGAAUGAUCUUGUUCUUGAACAUAAAGAAGCAGUUGCUAAAAAGAAAUUUCAAGAAUUAAUAUCUGAUCAAGAAAAGCAUUUUAAAGAUUGGAAAAAGGAAUUAGUUGAUGAACAAAAUCGUUUAAAUGAAGAUAUUCAAAGAGAUCAUUUAAAAUAUAGUAAAUUAAAACAAGAAUUAGAAGCUUUAAGUUUUCAAGAUAUUGAAAGUGGUGGUGGUGGUGGUGGUCAACCUCAAUUAUCAUCCCAAGAUCGAGGAUUAAUUUUACAAAGUUUAUUUGAUGAAACUGAAUAA
Molecule: messenger RNA, 1383 nt
Organism: Scheffersomyces coipomensis
Lineage: Eukaryota; Fungi; Ascomycota; Pichiomycetes; Serinales; Debaryomycetaceae
Gene: SPR3
Product: septin
Exons: 1
Coding region: 1-1383 (460 amino acids)
Biological process (GO): intracellular protein localization; cytoskeleton-dependent cytokinesis
Cellular component (GO): cytosol; cell division site; septin ring
Molecular function (GO): molecular adaptor activity; GTP binding; GTPase activity
Source: RefSeq, a predicted model, not a curated record